UUAUCAUCUGCCUCCUAGGCCUGACAAAGUAAGUUGUUUGUUUUGAAUAUAUUUCCUUCAACAAUGUUCACAUUUCACAGUUACCUUACAGUUUCUUGUGAAACUGAAACCCAAUAUCAUACUAUGAAGUACCUACGGUGCCAUCCUCUCUUCAGUCUAGCAGAGAAACUAAGCGUAGAGCAAGGACAACAGUUGUCAGUUUGGCGAAUCACCACACUGAUAUGUAUAAUUGCAAGGAAUGCUUGGGAGGUGUAAAGCUUAUUAAAUCUUUUAACUCAUGCAAGAAGUGAUUGUACCAUAAUGGAGGCAACUGAAAAACUGUACUGUGUAUGCACCUUCUUGCUGUACUUCACAAGAGAAUUUCAAAUUCCAGCAAAAUUGCAUUACAAUUUGCGGUAUGCCCUCAACCUAUAUGAAACUGGCUGGAGUACACCUAGCGAAGGAAACCAGUCUGUCCCCGCUUUAACUCCCGAACAAUCACGGAUUGUGAAUCAUCGAAUAGAAAGAAACCAUUUGAUCAAGAUUGUUGCAUUUGCUGGCAGUGGGAGGACGACUACCCUUCUACGACUUACAGAACGUGUCAACAAAGAGAACCCCCAUUUUAGGUUUUGUUGAUAGUGUAUAAUCGUGCAGUAUCCGACGAAGCUAGCGGGAAAUUUCCAAGCAACGUCGUUUGCAGAACCAUUCACCAGUUGGCUUAUCGCCAUACCGUUGGUCAAGGCCUAUUGAAAAAAAAAGCAACGGGCCACAUCUUCCCAACAAGUUUGAUUAACAGUUAGCACCAAUUAACCCGUUGGCCGCCACCCACUAAUUGUGUAUGUGUA
Daphnia magna is the source of this 824-nucleotide messenger RNA. RefSeq names its product F-box DNA helicase 1-like. The record is from RefSeq and is a predicted model, not a curated record. The coding region runs from base 301 to 615 and encodes 104 amino acids. The transcript has 4 exons. NCBI's taxonomy places the organism in Eukaryota, Metazoa, Arthropoda, Branchiopoda, Diplostraca, Daphniidae.